Messenger RNA from Haemonchus placei, 681 nucleotides. NCBI's taxonomy places the organism in Eukaryota, Metazoa, Nematoda, Chromadorea, Rhabditida, Trichostrongylidae. The record is from the annotation of a GenBank genome assembly.
UUGAAUGUCAAAGAAACUCCAAGAUUUCAGGAUGAUAUCGACACAUUCACUGAAGAUAAAGUAAUCGUGAAGAGUGGUAAGAGCUUCGACUGUGAUGUCCUCAUAUUGUGCACUGGAUAUACCUUUGGUUUCCCUUAUCUAGACAAGACCAUCAUAAAUAUUGAGAAGGACCACGAAGUGCCUCUUUACAAAUUCGUCUUUCCUCCGAAAAAUCCGAAUAUCGCUGUGAUUGGAUCGAUCCAACCAAUUGGAAGUAUUGCUCCAAUUUCUGAAAUUCAGGCUCGUUGGGUAACCCAGGUAUUCGUUGGGAAUGCCAAGUUACCAUCAGAAAAAGAAAUGUGGAAGGAUAUCGAUCUGAAAAGGCGAGUCAUGAAAAAAAGGUAUUUCGCAAGCGAAAAACAUACAAUGCAGGUCGAUUUUGUGAAAUAUAUGGAUGAAAUUGCUAUAAUGGUAGGCUGCAAGCCAAACCUUUGGAAGGAUGAAUACUUCCGAUAUGCUAGUAUGAAAACGAUUGCUAUUUGGUCUACUGUGAUCUUCAUGGCCGGCCUGGUUACGUUCUGUUCCGGAAGUGCCGGCAUGUCUCCAUUAGCGUAUUGUUCUUAUCUUACCAUAUUUUUCUUCAUAUUUUCAUUCAUUUUAAUGUGGUUCGACUUUGAAUAUAACAUGACCACUAUUAUUUAA